GGCGCAACCUACAAAUUGGACUUGCCUGCCGAAUUGCGGGCACGCGGACUGGCAAACGCCUUCCAUGCGUCACUCCUACGCCCACAUUACCCCAAUGAUGACCGCAGGUUUCCUGGGAGACAAUACCAUCAGAUUCCGGGGCUCGGUGAAAGCCCUAGGGAGUGGGCGGUCGAUCGGAUAAUUUCACACAUAGGGCGGGGAGCGGACGCCGAGUUCCAGGUGCAGUGGUCCACAGGGGAUGUGACAUGGGCACCUUACGCCGAUGUAAGCCAUCUGAGAGCUCUGGCGGAAUAUCUCGAAGCACUAGGAGUACCGCGCGUGAAUAAGCUG
Molecule: messenger RNA, 330 nt
Organism: Dichomitus squalens LYAD-421 SS1
Lineage: Eukaryota; Fungi; Basidiomycota; Agaricomycetes; Polyporales; Polyporaceae
Exons: 1
Source: RefSeq, a predicted model, not a curated record